This is a messenger RNA of Egretta garzetta (little egret), 4248 nucleotides long. RefSeq names its product zinc finger CCCH-type containing 6 (gene ZC3H6). Bases 386 to 4012 code for a protein of 1208 amino acids. Gene Ontology annotation, biological process: negative regulation of DNA-templated transcription. Gene Ontology annotation, cellular component: nucleus. The record is from RefSeq and is a predicted model, not a curated record. NCBI's taxonomy places the organism in Eukaryota, Metazoa, Chordata, Aves, Pelecaniformes, Ardeidae. The transcript has 12 exons. Gene Ontology annotation, molecular function: metal ion binding; RNA binding.
AAGAAUUCGGCCAGCCCUCUCCGGCCACCAGCACCUCCCUUCCCCCGUGUGUGUGUCCUCUCCUCCUCCUGUGCCCCGGGCCUGCUCCUCCGAGCCGCCGCCGCUGCUGCCUCCUCCUCCUCCUGCCCGCGCGGGGCGGCCGGGCUCAGCCUGUGCAGCCUCGCCCUGCACUGAGUGCCCGUUAGUGUCUCACUAAGUAACCGUGAGUGAAACCUUCAUCAUCUCUCCUCACUGAGGGACCCGACCCUCCUCCUCACCGAGCCGCCCCCAGAGCGGCUGUGCGCGCCGCCGCCACCUCCUCCUCCUCCCUCCGCACCACGGGCAGCGGCAGUGUCCUGCCUUCUUCCACCUCCCUCCUCCUCCUCACCACACCACAGCCAGCACAAUGGCCUUUGAAAGCCUGUUCUCCAAACCCCCAAACCCAGUUCUUGACCCAAACAUGCCCGACUCUGACAGGCAACAUGCAGGGGACGAAAGGGAAGAUGGAGAGCUGGAAGAUGGUGAAAUAGAUGAUGCAGCGUAUGAAGAUGUGAAAGAACAUGGUUCAAAAGGUGAUGAUAAACAGAAAAAUGAAAAAGGACAUAGAAAAUCACGGAAGAAACGCAAAAAAGAAAAAGAAAAGAAAAAAUCAAAAAGGAGAAGACGGGAUAAGCAUAAGCAUAACUCCCCUUCCAGUGAUGAUAGUUCAGACUACAGCCAUGACUCUGACAUUGAGCGUACAGAAAGACCACACAAAAAGAGUAGCAGCUCUUCAUACAGAGAUUACGAUUCUUCGUUCAGUCAGCAUGGACACGUAUCAGGAAAUUACAUGAGUUCACAGAAAAUGCAACAUAAAAAAAAUGUAAAAAGUAAGGAGUAUGACGACUAUAGUCAUUACAGUGAUGAAAACUUUGGUAAUUAUAAUGAGGAAGAAAAGGAUGAAGAUUUUGCUGAUCAGCUUAAACAAUACAGGCAAGCUAAAGAGACCUCCAGUACUGAUUUAGGACCUCCAUUCCCGAAAGAACCAGUGAAAAAACAGGGGAUGAAGGGGAUCCAGAAAGGUAUUUCUCAAAGAGGUAAUAAUUACAAUGUUGGUCGAGGGCGUGGAAUGCAAAAGAAAUUGAAGCGUAAAGAUCGUGGAAGGGGAAGAGGGGGCAAUAAAGGAUCUGAUGGCUUUCAUGAGGACGGCAAACCAGUGAAGAAGUGGGUUAAUAUGAGUCAGGAGUUCAUAAAUCAGCACACAGUGGAACACAAAGGCAAACAAAUUUGUAAAUAUUUCCUUGAAGGGAGAUGUAUUAAGGGAGAGCAGUGUAAAUUUGAUCAUGAUGCAGAGAUUGAAAAGAAAAAGGAAAUCUGCAAGUUUUACAUACAGGGUUACUGCACCAAAGGAGAGAACUGCAUUUAUUUGCACAAUGAAUUCCCUUGCAAGUUCUACCACACAGGAGCGAAAUGCUAUCAAGGAGAUAAGUGCAAAUUUUCUCAUGCUCCCCUGACUGCAGAAACAAAAGAGCUGUUGGAUAAGGUUUUGAAUACUGAGGAGGAACCACAAAAUGAAGAUGAGAAAGAACUGGAGGAACUCAGAAAGCGUGGCAUAGUUCCUCUCCCUAAGCCACCACCAGGUGUUGGGCUUCUGCCAACCCCGCCAGAGCAAUAUCCGUUCUCUGAGUCCGAUAUAGAAAAUUAUCAAGAUCCUUCAGGAGAAUAUAAGAAAAUCCCGUCUCUCUUUGAAAUAGUUGUGAAGCCUACUGUGGAUUUAGCACACAAAAUUGGAAAAAAGCCACCGACCUUCUAUAACAGCGUAUCACCACCAAGACCACCGUUUCAGGGAAAUGACCCACAUUCUCAGCAUAUGUACAAUCCAGGUUCAAGUCCAGGGCCAGGACCCGGCAUGUCACAAGGACAUAACGGGCCUCCGAUGCACCCAGGCUCUCCUGGACAUCAUCCCUGCGCGGGGCCUCAAGGAAUGCCCCAGAGUCCUCCUAUGCAGGGUGUUCCACCAGGCUUUCUCGGACCACAGAACCAGACUGGUAUGCCUAUGCAAGGACAGCAGGGUGGUCCGCCUCUCACACCACCGGGUCUCGGGGGAUCUUACAAUGCCCCAGGAGUUCAAGGACAUAUGGUGAAUAUGCCGAGAGAGAAUCAUUGUCCUCCGGGGCCACAAUACCAGCAGAUUCCUGGUGAACGGCAGCCGAAUAUGAAUUACGAGCCGAUUCAGAACCCAGCUGAUUUCUAUGACAAUUACUAUUCUCAUCAAGCCGUACAUAACUUCCAGCCAGCUAACAACUCUGGUGAUGGAACAUGGCAUGGAGAAUUUACAGAUCACCAGGCUCACCUCAUGGCUCAAGAGUCCCAUCAAGGUGGAAGCGAGUCAGACUGCAUGAGUAGCCAUAUGGGCCAUAAACCAGCCAUUAAUGUACCGGAUUUUCUUCCAGCAAUGCAGAAGGCCCUUUAUGUAAGACUUAGUCAAAAGCAUCAAAGAGAUGGAGACUCUGUCAACAGCCAGGGUCAGAGGGCAAUGAGCAAAGACGAAGAUGACAAUGUCAACUGGUAUUCCAGUAGUGAAGAGGAAGAGGGGAGCAGUGUUAAAUCAAUACUAAAAACCUUAAAGAAGCAAAGCGAAAAUUUUAGGAAUCGCCAACAACAUUCCGCAGAGCAGCACAUGCUUGGUAUUCCUACUGAUCCGAGGCUGGCAAAAGAAAAAGGUGCAGGGCCUCAGGCUGCUGACCCGAGGCUUCGGGCCUCUCCAAGGUCCAACCCUAGAAAGCCUUCAGAGUCCGCAUCCUUGGACCCACGGCUCGUACGAGAUCCCAGGAUGCACAAGGUCAGCGAGGGUGGCCACGCCAGCUCGUCCCUUGGGGGAGCAAAGCUAGAUUUACACCAUGCACACGCUGGAGUUAAGGUCAAGCAGAAAGGGAUGGACGAUGACGAAGAGGACUCGGAAAGAGAGCUGAGGGAACGAGCUUUUCUGAUACCGUUGGAACCUUUGCCUGGUGUAACGUUAAGGGAUCCCCGAUCUCAGCUUAGGCAGUUCAGCCACAUUAAAAUGGAUGUUACCCUGAUGAAACCAAACUUUGCUAAGCAUAUUGUCUGGGCACCCGAAGACUUGCUCCCAAUACCUUUGCCUAAGCCUGACCCCGUCUCUUCAAUCAAUUUACCUCUUCCUCCUCUCAUUGCUGACCAGAGACUUAAUAAACUGCGGAAUUUGAAAAACGAUCCCCAUCCGAAUGCAAUGCCAGCUGACCCGCGGCUAGCUGCAAAGGCGAAAAACAACUUAACGGGCAGGAGCGGCUACUUGGAUCCCUCUGCAGAUUCGCAUGCCAGUAGCUCGAGCAAAUUAGGAGAUCCUCGCUUACAAAAAAACGUCGAUCCCAGACUCCACAGACUGUCGAGCGCAGACACGCAUCAUGGAGUCACGAAGGAUUCGCACCCUCCGAAGUUUGACCCUCGCCUGGCCAGAUCUGCUGCUGGCUCAUCGCAGCCCGCGGAAGCUGCGACCGCUAAACCUGACCCGGAUGGUCUGCCUCCGUACGCACCCAAAUUAUCAUCGAGUGGUGUUAGGCUGGGAACUCCAGGCUCGAUACUGAGCGGUAUUAGUUUGUAUGAUCCGAGAGAUCACAGCUCCUCGUCGGACACGGCUCCAGCUAGUUCCGGAGAGAACGGCGAGAACCAGAAAAAGAGUAUUUUGAAAAAUUCUGGUAAAAAUGAACCCAGUCUCUCAGAAGAUACAUCGCUGCCGAAGGCUGCCUCCAACGUGGAAAAAAAUACAGAAGGAUCAGCGGAAGCUACUUCAGAUAAAGCAAAUAGCACCAGUAAAUCUCAGGCUAAACACUCCAGCGCCGCACCCGCGGUGCAUAAUCUUCCCAUCCAAGCUUUAUCGGGAUUAAUCAGACCGCAGUACAGCGACCCGAGGCAGGUUAGACAGCCCGGACAGGUAACGCAGACGCAGGAUAGCGAUCCGAAUGGGGAAUCAGAUGAUAAGUCGUUAAAAGAUGUUUUCAAGACUUUCGAUCCAACUGCUUCACCGUUUUGUUAGCAAUUGAUUUUAAGUCUUUUUACUGUUGUGAAUAUUGCAGUUUUCUGCUGUUUUGUAACUGGUUUACCUCUUUGCUUUAUUUAUUUUUAAAUUAUAAUUAUCAACACUUUUCAGCUGCUAAUCUCAGAACCACAUGCAGUUAUACAGUAUGCUAUAGUGUUUGCAAAGCUGUGGUAUUUUCUAUAGAAUACUUUUCCAAUUUCAGGGAGACUAAUAAUUGACAUGUAGAAAAAAAA